Molecule: messenger RNA, 37048 nt
Organism: Pelobates cultripes (western spadefoot toad)
Lineage: Eukaryota; Metazoa; Chordata; Amphibia; Anura; Pelobatidae
Source: the annotation of a GenBank genome assembly
GGAGCGCCUUGCACAGCGAGCACAAUGCAGAGAGACUGUGCAACCACUCGUUCACCCACAGACACACGUCAGGAUGCUGCAUCUACCUGCUGAUCUAUGUGCAAUGUGUGUGUGUCUGUGUAUUUCCUGCACUGUCUACAUUUAGUUUCAGUCUGUAUUUGGUUAUUCUAAUACUUCCUCAACUAUUCAUGGUAUUAGCAGCUCAAACCAAACUCUUUAAAACCAUGUUUAAAUAACCCACAUACGCUUUGUUUCACUCUGCACAGCUUCUUAGCCUCCUCUACUGAAAGGGACAAUUGCCCUUUAAAAGCAGAGGGCGGGCCCCAUGCAUUGCUGUGGCUGAUAAAGACUGAGAAGUGGCUACUGUUUGUAGGGAGAUUAUUGUCUGUGUGCACUGCGCUCAGCAGUGACAGUCGGGGCGAAGGGGACGGGGGAUUAACCUCUGAUUGCAGAGAGUAAGGUACAGAUCUUCCUCUAAUUCUUCUAUUUUCUGUUGUUUAGUGAAUAUAUAGAACAGGGUUAAUUUUAUAACCGGGUCGUUAUGCUGCAUGACUUGUCACUGACAGGGUUAAUGUGCUUGUAAAAAUUCCUGAGUGUAAUUCUGUGUUGUGUAUGUGUGUGCAAGGUGCAUGGCUUACUGAUGCAGGGUAUUUUUUUUUUAUUUUUUUUUUAAAUAAUCAAAGUAAAGUUAUGCUAUAGGACCCCUGUCAUUUGAAAGGUAUGAGUCUGUAAGAUUGUACCUUUAUAUCAUGUUUACAAGUCAGUGACGUGCGUGCGUGUAGCCAGAUAUAAUGUAUGUGUAAUGUGUUUGCAUGUCCUGUAAAUGGGAAUAGAGGUCACCCAUGCCUUUGUGUUUGCAGUAAAUGAAAUCUAAUGAGCAUGAAUGUAUACAAUGUAAUCCUAACUUUCUAUAUGUUCUUCCUGUGCAGUUACUAUUUGUGUGUUAGCGAAUACGCAAAAGGUUUUACAGAUUUAGAUCUCCCUUUUUAUGUCCUUAAUGUGCAAGUUUCUUCCCUGUAUUUAUGAGCGUGUUUGGAAAUAUUUCGAUUUUAUGGAUUUGAAUGGUAAUGGUUCUCCCGAAAUGACUGAUAAAUGAGUCCUUUUGUUUAAUUACUGUUUGUUCUGUAUGGUUCUUACAGUGACUGUCCAGGUUUAAUCAGAGACCUGCUCACUGGCUCUUUGUACGAUUCUUUGUUCUGAACGACUUUCAAUGAUCUGAAGUUUUAACACCUCCUGACCCGCUUGGUUGUUAAUUCCAACAUAAUGACUGGAGCUUGUUCCUGAAACACUCCUGAUAAUACAAUUGAUGUCUCAUGGGACUUUGUAAUGCUCAUUAAUUCACCCCAGACAGCCCUUUGUUUCAUGGGAUCCGACCUUCUCUGCCUAUGUGAUGAAACGAGACUGUCUUCGAGACAAAGUGGGAUCCUCUGUAAUCCAUCUUUCCAAAUAAGGUGUGAUGCGGCUUCUUUAGACUACAGGAUUGACAUAAUGAAAACAAGUAGAAAAUCCAAAGUGUUUGGCUUAUUUAUUUAUUUUUAACAUAUUCUUCUCAUUAUUCAGAAUAUUUGUUUUUACAAUCAAAAAUUGGAUUCAGCAUAUCGUGAGUUAGGUACAAAGCCGUGAUACACAUCUUGCAGGACUCUCAGAUUCUGUUAACAAUUUUCAAUUUUAAAAGUAAAACGAAGUUAGACACGUUCUCUUGAAAUGAAUUUAAAUGGUCAGGAGGGGAGUGUGUUCAUAGCCAUGUAACUGUAGCAUCUAUGGCAUACAUACAGUGUGUGUAUCAUAGGAUUCCUUUUACCCCAUCGUAUGCCAAAGAAGGUGCGUAUGAUGUAUGGGAGCACAGAUUAGGGGUGUAUCUAUAUAUCUAGUAAUAGAUCUGUAGUUGUGAUACUUGUGACUGGGUAGUAAUAGUUCUGUGCCAGGACAAUUGUAGGGAAAAAAAAACAACAACAAAGAAUUUCACAUCAUGAAGGAGAUUAAAUAAAGUAUUUGUCAUUAAAGAAUUUGAAUUAAUAGAAUUCAGAUUCUCACUAGUGUACCAAUAGAUUUUGGAACCUUUGUGUAAUGCAAACUAGUUUAAUGUAGCCUGAAUAUAGUCUGUGGUUAAAGAUGAACAUUUUCACUAAUGGCAAAGCUAGCUUCAAUACAACAGAAAAACACACGCUAAAAGUCUUUCUGUUGGAGCCUUGCAAGGAGGAAAGUACAAUAACGUGGGUUUUCCUGACUUGCUCAAAACGCGCUGGCUACACCUCUGCAGUAAUACAAACCCUGAUACGGUCAAAAUUGUGACGUUUAUUGAUCGAUUUCCUUCCAUUUUUUUAACUCUUAUGACUACGAGACUCAAAGUGAUUUGAUUUCUAUUUUAUUCUUCCUGUUGUGUAAUGUUUUGUACAUUUCCUUCCUCUUCCAGUGUUGGAGGAACUGGUAGCUUUAAACUAACCAGUAGAAGCACUGAGCUAUCCUCUCACACUGGGAGCAUUGUUUGAGAAUAUUAAUUGAGUUAAAAUAUUACAAACUUUAUGGCCGGUUCGUUAUUUCAUUGGGGUUGUGCUAUUAUAUUAUAGUACUGUUUAGAAUUUUCUGUUUUUGCAUACAAUAACAUUUGGGGAAUUCAUCCAAUUUGUUUAUUUUGCCCUAGACUCCAUUGUCUAGAAGAACAGGCUUCCCCAAACUCCGCCCCCUCCAGAUGUUGCUGAACUACAACUCCCAUGAUUCUCACCCUAUCUAUUUCAUUCAUAGAAUCAUGGGAGUUGUAGUUCAGCAACAUCUGGAGGGCCGGAGUUUGGAGAAGCCUGUUUUAGUACAGUGGUUCCCAACCCAGUCAUCAAGUACAUCCUAACAGUCCAGGAUUUAGGGAUUACCCAGUUGUCUAAGGUGUUUUUAGAAAAAGAGGGGAAAAAAAACACUUUAGACACAACAAGUUAAUCCCUAAAUCAGUGGCGUACACACAAUCCAUGGGGCCCCUGUGCGAAACUGAUCCGUGGGCCCCCCUUCCUCCCUCUCCCCCCCUCCCCCCCCCCUCCACCAUCAACAGACAGACACAUACAAAGACACACACAUACAUACAGACACAUACAUACACACGACACACAUACAUAAAGACUCAACACAUACAUACAUACAUACAGACACACACACAAGACACAUAAAUACAUACAGACACACACACAAGACACAUACACAGAGACAAACACACACACACACAAAAUAUUUUAGUCACCCUCCUGUUUCCUACCUUUUAGGUGCAGGAGGGUGACAGUCCCUGGGGUCCAGUGAUGGCUCAGGUGGAUGGGAGUCAGAGUUCCCACUCUGACUCCCUCUGCUUCCUCCAGCGCGGCUCUCAGUGUUAGCUGGGAGGAGUAAUGUGCAGUCACUUCCUCCCAGCUCUCUGUGAUGUCAUCACAGGGGGCCCGGUUGCGCUGUUAAAGUACCCAGCGCUGUCCGGGCCCCCUUACAAUCCACAUCCAUCGGGUGGCCCUGACAGCAUGGGCCACCUGAUGGACCCCUUGGACGGUAGUUUGCCGCGCCGGCCGGGGCCGCAAAUGGUGAUGGCAGGUACCCGGUUGCAGGGGUCCGCAGGGCAGCCUGGAGUGCCGAGCACGGUUGCAGUUGCGACCCCUGCAACCACGGUAUGUAUGCCACUGCCCUAAAUCCUGGACUAGUAGGAGGUACAUGAGGACUGGGUUGGGAACACCUGCUAUAGGAGAAUCAUGUCUUGUUCAUUACAUGUUUUACAUCUGCACUAAAAAUGUGUACAAAAAGUAUCUUAAGAGACCUCUAAUGGAAUAGAAAAGCAAGCUGAACAUUUUUGAUGUGAUUUGAAAAUGCACAUUCCAUUUCCAACCCUUGAAUGUUACAAACCACUGGAAAAAUAAUUUAUUUUUAGAAUUGGUGACAAUUUCUAAAACGGUGAUCUGAGACCUUCUAUUAAAUCAUAGAAGUUUCUAGAAAUAAAUUUGAUUUGCCUGUGUCUGCUAAAUAGGCUGUAAAAAAAGGCUCAUGUACAUCAAGUUCAGCCUGUCGCACAAGCAAUUUAACACACACAUAAGUGUGUGUGGGGGGGAUCAUUCUUGACUUUAAAUGGUCAGUGAUAACAGCCAGCUAUCACCUCGCAUAUUAACAAUUUUUUACUACAAUAUUUUGUUUUUCCAAAAAUGACAUCCAAAGUUUAAAAAUGUCUAUGAAAUCUAAAAUCUAAAAUAAUCUCUUUGGACAAAGAAUUCCCCGUAUUUCUUGUUCUUCCUUUAAAGAAACCUUUCCUCUGCUGUAGGUGAAAUCUUUUGUCUUAUUAAUUCUGUUUCCUACUUUUGCAAUUCUCUUACCAUUGUUACAUCAAGAAGAAAAAUUAAGGGUUCUUUUCAUGAAUUAAUCUAUUUCAUACAUACCUUACUGGCCUUAGCAACUGCUGCCUGACAUUAUGUGUUGUUGCUUAGUCUGUGCUAAACGAAUCAAAUGACUGUGAAAUGCUGGACGAACAAAUGGAAUCGUUCAACCAAUGAUUAAUAGGCAUUUUAUCCAAUUAGCGCAACCUAAUGGGAUAUGAGCACGAGUCUAAUUUGCAGUCUGUAUCGUCCCAAGAAGGGUACCAAUUGUCACAUGAGAUUUAAUAGGACCAUCUCUGGACCUGUACUAGACUUAAUGAGAGGGAAUGUAUGCUGGUAACACCUGCGGUGAAGGGCCCAGAGUGACGUGAUACAUGAUAAUCUAUUGUGAUUAUUAAACAAAGUGAGGAUUCACAGUGAAUUUCAAGUUUCAGCCCAAUGGACCCAAUCUGGAGACUUAGAGAAUGUAUCCAGUUCAGAUGUUUUGUCAUGAAAUUUUAAAUACACUUUGAAUUCUCAGUUUCGUGAAUUAUCCUGUUAGUGUUAGAAGGAAAGGAAGAAAGGAAAGACAAAAAUAAGAGAAGUGAAAUAUGUCAUUAUAUUCCUCUAAUAUGGGCUUCAUUGUUCUGUACCUUUUAUAUGCCGUGCUGCGGUAAUGUAGGGGUUAAUGUGCAGUGUAUGAUCGUAAUGUAGGGGUUAAUAUGUAGUGUGUUACGGUAAUAUAGGGGUUAAUGUGUAGUGUAUGAUGGUAAUAUAGGGGUCAAUGUGUAGUGUGUUACGGUAAUAUAGGGGUUAAUGUGUAGUGUAUGUUACUAAUGAAGGGGUUAAUAUGUAGUGUAUGUUACUAAUGAAGGGGUUAAUGUGUAGUAUGUUAAGGUAGUACAGGGGUUAUUGUGUAGUGUGUUUGGGCAAUGUAUUAAUGUAUAGUGUGUUUGGGCAAUGUAGGGGUUAAUGUGCUGUGUGUUUGGGCAAUGUAGGGGUUAAUGUGCUGUGUGUUUUUGGUAAUGUAGGGGUUAAUCUGCUGUGUGUUUUUGGUAAUGUAGGGGUUAUUGUGUAGUGUGUUAAGGUAAUAUAGAGAUUAGGGGGAGUAUUUUGUUGUAAGACAGCAUUGGGACAUACCCAGAACACCUCUUCGAGGUUCAAAAUAUAUUUUCAAGAAGGUAAAUUUUGGGAUGCAGCACCCCAAAUUUCUGGAGCACCGGUACACUCAUGUUACCUAUAGCUGUAGGAAAUGUAAACGUGAUCCAAGUUCAUGGUCAUAAAAUGACCUUCACACCAAAACCAGGGCCCCAUUUACAUUAGGGAUAUAGUCACUAAACCGUAACUGACCUGACAUCAAAAUCUUAAAAAAUAACUGCGUUAGACUAUUGUUACAGACGUGCUAUUUCCACAUGUUGCCGUUUUGGUUUCAGAUCACCAUUUAGUGAAUACGUCCUUCCAGGAUUGUGAAACAUCAUUAUCUUUUUUUUUAGAGACUAGUGGGUAAUCGGUGGUAUGUCAGAGCUGACUCAGCUGACAUGUAUGUGUGUUGAAGGCGUGUACUCAUGCACUGCAUACAUUCUGUGACAGUUAGACAGAGGUGUGAGCCUGUACAUGUGUGCGGAAUGUUAUUUAAUUUGGUUUGUUUUACAAUUCGUUACAGGAGCCCAGAGAUGCCAUGCAUUUUUCUUUUCUUUUCGGACUUUUUUUGUUGAGAAUAUAACUUGUUUUCUCUAAUUAACAACUUGUUCUCAUCUCAAGAAAACAAGUUGGGCAUAGCAAGUUGUUCCCUCCAUAUAACACAUUGCCUAUUCAAUAAAAACUUGUUUUCUCAAGUCAGAAACAUAAGAAAAGGUAGGCACACUAAAUAUACAAAAUAUACCACAGUCCCAUAUAUAUAUAUAUAUAUAUAUAUACAUGAAACACAGCUGAACAAGCCAAUAAUGUACUCCUAAUGCCGGAUCAUAUGGAUACCGAGAGGAAAUUACCCAACAAGUAAUACAUGCCAUCAGACAAAUACCAGGAAUAGUGAGAAAAAUCAAGAGUCGGCAAUGUUUUGGCAGAAAUGCCUUUAUCAAGUGAGCUCUUCUCACUAUUCCUGGUAUUUGUCUGUUGACAGUAUAUAUUAUUUCCUCUUGGUAUCCAUAUGAUCCUGCAUUAGGAGUACGUCAUUGGCUUGUUCUGCUGUGUUUCGUGUAUCUAUGUGACUAUGGUAUUUUUUGUAUACUUUAUAUGCUAUUGUUUUCAUAUUAUUGUUGAGGUUUCUUAUUAUUAUUACUAGUAUUUAUAAAAUGUCAGCAUAUUCCAGAAUCACAUAUGACGCCAAGACAGCACGCUUGCAAGAAUGGACUUAUGUGGGUACCACUAGCUUGAAGGGAAAGCGAAAGAGGCGGAUCAGUGUUAAGGGGGGUUUAGAGAGAUUGAGUUUCAGAAAGCGGGAGGACUCCAGUCAGAGAUGGAAGUAAGGCAAGCAGUGACAUGUUGCAGGACGGCAGGGGAGAGGUCCGGGAGGAGAGAUGUAUCUGGGUGUCAUCAGCGUACAGGUGGUAGUGGAAUCCAAAUGAGGCAAUAAGUUUGCCAAGAGAGGCAGUAUAAAGCGAAAAUAGAAUGGGACCAAGGACAGAGCCUCGGGGGACUCCAACCGAGACAGGACAAAGGGAGGAGGUAUCAUUAGAAAAGGAGACACUGAAUGAGCGUUGGCAUCUAUUUUGGGACACCUGUGAUAUUAGACCCAAUUGAUAAAACAUUUUUUUUCCUCUAUGGCUGUGCCCCUCAUUCUGUUUUAUCAGUAGAUUCUCAAGUCAGAAAAACAUUAAAAUGUAUGGCCUCUGUGGACUUUCAGAAUUAGCGCAUAAUUUAUCUUUCAAAGUAAAUUAUUACAAAGGGCAGCCCUAGGUUAUGAUAAAAAUGGAAUACGGAUCUUAAAGGAUCUGUUACAGAUGGAUAAAUGAUGAGUAUUUUGGCUAUUACUUCCCUUCUUCAUUAUUUAAUCAUUUACUCAGACAAAACGUAUUUUCACAGAAAGGAACACUCAGUCACAGCCAAUGGCAAGACACCUAGCUGGUAAUCUAAAGUUUGAAUCGUUGUGAAUUGAGAGUAAACCCAAACUUCAACAUUCAGGACAAAAUAGCUGAAAUGUAGAUAUAGUUGACUGAGAAAUUUAAACUUUACAUGUGUGACAAUUCGCACUUUAGUGCAUAACCCGGCUGAGAGACUAAAACAAGGUCAGGUCGGGCACCCCUGGCUGCAUUGAGUGGGCAUAUUACAGUUAGUAUGGUAAUAGGCUGUGAGUGGGGUACAGUGACCUACGGUCAGGUGGCAACUACAUAAAAAACGCUAAGAAAAAAAUACGCUUCUACGUGUUUCAACAUUACAGGUCUACAAACCUCCCAACAUUUCAAACAGACAGAGGGAAACACUGCACAUUAACCCCUAUAUUACCUUAACACGCUACACAAUAACCACUACAUUACUAACAAACACUGCAUUUCUAGGGGUGUGAGUGUGGCCAGGGGUGGGGCUGUUCUGAGAAAUUUUAGUGACUUACUAAUAACAAUUUAUAGAACUAAAAUGUAAUUUGGAACAAGAACAAUGUAUCUUAUUUACAGACUGAUUUCUAAACACAUUUAUUGUAGAUUAAAUACACAUUACUGGGAGUAUUAUUGCUGUGGAGCUCUGUUAUACACUCAGACACAUUACUGGGAGUAUUAUUACUGCAGAUCUCUGUUAUACACUCAGGCACAUUACUGGGAGUAUUAUUGCUGUGGAGCUCUGUUAUACAUUCAGACACAUUACUGAGAGCAUUAUUGCUGUGGAGCUCUGUUAUACACUCAGAGACAUUACUGGGAGUAUUAUUGCUGUGAAGCUCUGUUAUACACUCAGACACAUUACUGGGAGUAUUAUUGAUGUGGAGCUCUGUUAUACACUCAGACACAUUAUUGGGAGUAUUAUUGCUGUGGAGCUCUGUUAUACACUCAGACACAUUACUGGGAGUAUUAUUACUGCGGAGCUCUGUUAUACACUCAGACACAUUACUGGGAGUAUUAUUGCUGUGGAGCUCUGUUAUACACUCAGACAGCCAACAAUUUUAGUUUCUAGAAAAGUGGGAUAUUAGGAUAGAAAAGAGGAACAGAUUAAUUUGGGCCCAAGAUAGGGACUGUCCCUCCUCGAUAGGAACACAUGCGAGGUAUGGGUUUGGGAAACUGUAGCAAUGGAGAUGAGAUUUUACAAUUCCCAGGUGAUGUAUUUAUAAAUAUUCCCUCUCUUGUUUUGUAGCCCGUCCCUUCCAUAGUAAAUGGCUCCACGUGUUUCUUCGACCCUAAGCAUCCUGCUGCUGGGGAGUGUGGUCUUUCCAGGAGGUCUGACGUUCUUCCCAAACUUCUGGACCAAGUUUUUGGGCCUGACAUGGAAAUCGUAUACACACCAGGACCUGACUGAGGACGCCAUACUCAAUGUCACCCUACAAAUCCUAUUGGACUAUAAACACCCCACUCGACCUCCGAUAAACGUGCGAGAAUUCCAGGUGAGUGGGACUAUAAUGGGAUAAAUGGAGAGAUAACGAGAGAGAGAGACCUCUCAGUAUUCCUCAUUUUUGAGAGCCGGGAAAUGAAUAAAAAUUUAUAUUUAAAUACCUUGAAAUGGAAGAUUAAUGUAAUGGAAUCACAGCAUUGUAACUGUUUUUAUAAAAUAUAUAAUAAUAUAUAGAAAUAUAUUCAGAAAAGCAUCACUUAAAGGGCCAUAACACCUUUUUACUUUUUAUCAAAAAGGCUGAAUUUUAUUCUUAAUUUAGAAACUCCUCAGUUAUUUGAUAUUAAAUAACCCCCCCUGUGCUGGAAACUGCUCUUUGAAUGUUUAGAAUUAAAAAUAUAAACUGUGAAGUGCCACUUUUAUAAUAGGAGUGCAAAAUCUAUCAAAAUGCAAAGUCAGCAAUCUCACCUGUGAGAACCUCAUAAAGCAAGUUAUCGAACUGAUUUAUUUAAUAUAUUACUGUGAGUUUUAUUUCUGUGGAGCUCUGUGAUAGACUCACACACUGCCCAUUACUGUGAGUUUUAUUUCUGUGGAGCUCUGUGAUAGACUCACGCACCGCCCAUUACUGUGAGUUUUAUUUCUGUGGAGCUCUGUGAUAGACUCACGCACCGCCCAUUACUGUGAGUUUUAUUUCUGUGGAGCUCUGUGAUAGACUCACGCACCGCCCAUUACUGUGAGUUUUAUUUCUGUGGAGCUCUGUGAUAGACUCACGCACUGCCCAUUACUGUGAGUUUUAUUUCUGUGGAGCUCUGUGAUAGACUCACUCACUGCCCAUUAUUGUGAGUUUUAUUUCUGUGGAGCUCUGUGAUAGACUCACGCACCGCCCAUUACUGUGAGUUUUAUUUCUGUGGAGCUCUGUGAUAGACUCACGCACCGCCCAUUACUGUGAGUUUUAUUUCUGUGGAGCUCUGUGAUAGACUCAUGCACUGCACAUUACUGUGAGUUUUAUUUCUGUGGAGCUCUGUGACAGACUCACGUACUGCCCAUUACUGUGAGUUUUAUUUCUGGGGAGCUCUGUGGUAGACUCAUACACACUGCACAUUACUGUGAGUUUUAUUGCUAGGGAGCUCUGUAGUGCAUUAGUAGUAGAGGCAGGGAGUAGAACCUGGCAUUCCUCGAGUGAGAAGUCAAGCUGUUCCAGAACUUGCAGUGGUAGGGCUUCAGGGAGCUCUAACCCCCAAAUGUCUGGAAGUCAGUGAGACAGUCCUGGUUUCGGGUGUUGCCAGGUUUACUCUCUGUUAUUCCACUCCUGGGCACACCAGAACAAGUUCCUCAGAACGCGUAGAGUGACCCAGAGUGACGUAGAGCGACCCAGGCAUUAUCUUCCACAAAGAGCACUUCAACAGGACUCCGAGCCUUGGCUACCCGGGGCUAGUCAGUCAGUCUGCUGUGUGCGCAUUCUUGGUUACGGUGCUCCACAUGUCACCACACUCGUUUCCCCCCCAUGUCACCAGUUACACAAAUUAGUCACUGUCGUGCACUCGACUCCCUUCCUGUUCCACCUUUAUGCCUCCCAAUGUUGCAAAUCGUGAAACCCCACUGCAAUCCUCACCCCAGUAAACGCUUCCACAGAACGGUAAUAGAAAGAGGAACCGUCAACUAUAAUUAGAACAAUGCUUAGCCCGUAAAUAUAUCGGAUUCACAAAUUGUUUGUUCUUUAGUCUUGCAAAACCCCACUUCCCUUUCAAAGGCUAUUUAUUUAUCCGUGUCUGCAGUAUCUAAAGCCAGACAGCUCUGGAAAUAUUCUUCGAUGGGUCCUGUUCCAGCUAUAAUUUGGAGAUAAAGAAGAGACUUUUCCAUCUAUAUUAAAGAUUUAGCAAAUUACAUUAUAAUCCAGUUCAGUCAAGGCAAAACAGGCGCAAGCAUUGCAAAUGAAGAGGAAAUAUUGGAGACAUUGUUCCAUUUCUCCUUUUCUCUAAGCUUUCUCAGGUGCGAAGGACAGAAUUUAUAACAAUGAUUGACAGGGAUCUAAAAUGGAGGUGCCCAGUUGCAUGAGAAAUAGGUGCGGUUUUCUACAUAUACAUUUUUUUUCACACCUCACAAUAUAGAGAGCAAAAAACAGGUCGCAUGAGUAUUGAAAUAGCCUGCCUUCCGGUGGGUCCCCGCUCAGAACUCAAGCUGGUUUUAGCUCAUCUUGUGCCAUUACAGAGAGAACAUAUCUGAAGCAUAUCAGACUGGUCCCACCCAUACGGGCAGUCCAGAUCCGAAAUGCCAGCAAGUUCCCUCUGCACGAUAAACAAUAAAAUUUUAAAUAUAGGUAAUAUAUAUAUAUAAAAGUAAACAAAAUUUGAAAACUCCUGUGAAAUAGUUUUAUUUCCCCUUUAAAGUGAAACCAUAGUUCUUUCCCUGGGACUAUAGCUCCGAUGGUGCCCACGUCUACCUUACCUGGGUCCUGCUCUGAUAUCCUUCAGUGUUGGGUCGGAUCUGUCUCCGUUCCUUCCCGCCAACAUCAUCCUGCGACGCAGACAGAAUACGCGUGUGCAGCAAUGGCCACGCUCACAUUAGGCUUUCCCCAAAGGAAAACAUUAUACAAUGCUUUCGUAUGGGGAUUCCGGUGAGUCUGGAUGUAUUUAUGCAAAGCGUGAGGUUGUCCAACGUAAGUUAGGCGACCAAAAGUCCCUCUAGUGGCUGUCUGGUAGACAGGUGGAGUUACCCCACAAAGCUAAUUAUUACAGUUUAUACAAAACUGCAAUAAUUAGCUUUGCGGUGCUAAGGGUGCUGGGACAGUGCACCCAAUCCACUUCAAUGAGCUGAAGUGGUCUGGGUGCCUAUUGUGUCCCUUUAAGGCUUCUGGCUGACAACAGGUGGAAGGAUAAGACCAGAGAUAGUUAUUUUGUGUUUUCCAUAGUAUUUUGAAAUGUUUAGAACCUCCCUGCUAAUCUUUUCUUUUCUAACUUUUUUGAUCUACACAUCAGGGAGAUCUUUGAGGGGCAGUGCAUUGUGUGGUCAAUACUAACAAUGAGUUUCUUUAUUCUGUAAUUCUGUAAUUGGUGAGUUACGCUGAGUUUUCUUGUGGACAAAUCCAUUUCAGCUGCAUCAAACAAUUCAAAUCCCUGUUAAUCUACGUCCCCCGAACACAUUGAUUCACCCAGUGUUCACCUUUGGGUAAAUCUCAGACGGAUCGAUUCAUUCGGACGUCGAUGAACCAGAAUUUGAUCUGUUUGUCACAGCUAAAACAAGACAUCCACAAGUCUAAUGCUGAAUUACAAAAAGGACUAAAUUAGGUAGAAUGAAAUCCCUCCAGAUUCAUAUCGGUGGAAGUUAGAGGGAGAAUAAUGUAGGGACUAUUUAUUUAUUACGUAAAUGGUUGCAGUUGUGCAGCACGGACUCCCAGUACAGGUGGCAGGAAUUAAGAAAGCGAAGCAUUCACAAACAGCGAUGAAUAGACACACAGCUAGGCAGAGGAAACUAAACACUGGCAGGGUUAUUUAAUAAAGUGAGAAUUCAAAGUGAAAUCAUAGUAAAUUUAAAAUUCAAGACCAAAGUAGCUAAACUGGAAAAAAUGUCAACUAUGCUCAGGGGUUGAUUACUUUGGCCUUAGAUUUUAAAUUCACUUUGAAUUCUCAGUUAAUUAAACAACUCUGCACAGUGUUUUCCCAUGGAAAUAGGCGGAUUAGAGAGGCCAGUUUGAUUGCAAGAGGUUGAGCAGAUUUGAGUUUGUUUUACACGGUUCAUCUAAAUCAAAUGCCUUUUAAUCCACACCUUGACGAUCGCUUGGUCCAGGUGUGCGCUAAAAGGCACUCGAUUCGGACAAACUGUCUGAAACAAACUUGUGACUAAGUUUAAUGUUCAGUUGUACAGAGAGUGGAAUAUAAACAACUAAAUAAUGUACAGAAAAUAAAAUAAACAAACAUCAAACACAAAUCUGCUAUUCGUUAUAAUGCUCAUUAAAAGGAUUUCCAUCUGGUUAAAGAUUAAAAAUAAAAGUAAAUUUUUAAAAUCUAGUUUGUACUUUUGUCAUUCUGCAAUUGCAGUUAAUGCAGCAUGUAAAAAGAGAAUGACUUAACUUUGACCUCAGCCUGUAUUCCCAAGUUGAGUUGCACUAUGAGCUCUGAUUUAUGACGCCUCUCUAUAUAUGGAGGUAUUUCUCCUUGCAUGCCAUAUACCAUUAGUGUUAAGAUGACAGCUUAAUGAACCACUCCUUUUUAUUAUAUUUUCUGUAUAUUUUCUGCAAGGCUAAUUAGGGAUUAUCAACAACAAAGCACAUUCUAACGCCAGUGUCAUCUGACGUAUUCCUACAUAAGUGUUUCUAUAUGUCUGAGUUAAUACCUCCACAAAACUGCAAGUAACGAUUGUAAGACAAGCGGUACUUAUUUAUACAUCACCACUAAACUCUCAGCUAAACGCCAUGUUUGUCAUAAUGUUUUGUGUAUUCAAAGCAGUGACAUCUAUCUGACACAUAAUUCUAGCAUGACACGAGGCUGUGUAUUUACAGCUAUAGGUGUGUUUAUGUAAUCAUCCUUUACACAGUGAGAUUUUAGGUAGAAACACCAUUUCACUGCUAAACAAACCGUGUGCUCACAGUUCCACUGAAUUAUUUUUUUUUUUUUUUAAAUUGACAAUUUUUAUUGUUUCGUGCGGUGGGGGUACAGAAAGGAAGAAGGAGGGAGGGUAGGGGGGGAAGGGUGGACAGAUUUCAUCAAUACAUAUUAACAUAUUAACAACUCUCAUUCAGUUGACCAUGAGUAUUCAGGCUACUUAUACCGUUCGUAGACGGUUUGUGACCAGAAGCCUUGUCUUGCACCUUUUGUGUGUCAGAGCGGGAUGGGUGUGCUCCCCACUCGAUCCCUUAUGGGAACUAACAGGAGGGGUCUCAUCCUCGCUCUCUAUUCUCGCACCUCUUGCGCUGUUUCCCACUGAUGUGCGAGGCGCUUCUGCUUUUAUGUGGUUUGUACAUACAGUAUCAUUGGUAGGUUACAUUUACGUUUCUCUAUCACCCGAUCUCCAUGAGUUCCACAUCUCCCAUGCUGCUUGUGUGGUGUUGGAUGGGGGGAACAAUGUUUUGAAGCUCGUUUCGAACGUUCUUUGUGUGUCCAGGUCCUCAAUGACCCGUUUCAUACCAGGGGUAUUUGUUUGUUUCCAGUGUUGAGCAAUUAAGCGCUGUGCUGUCAACAUUAUAUGUAACAGGAGUUUUUGCUUGGCUCUUGGUAAGCUUUUUGGGAGGUCGGUUAUUAACAUCUGGCGGGGCGCAAAAGGAAUGGAGCAGCCAGCCGCCGCUUGUGCAAUUUUAUGGAUCCCCGCCCAGAAAGUCUGGAUGCGGGGGCACGUCCACCAGACGUGCAGGACCGUGCCCUCAGCCUCAUUGCAGCGCCAGCAUGUGUUAGAAGUGGCAGGAAAUAGUUUGUGCAGCCUGCACGGUACCAUGUACCAUCUAUAUAAUGUUUUAUGGCUUUGCUCCAGAUGGGCGGCUGAUUUGAUCAGGAGCCUGGGCAAACGGAAUAUGCGCUCCCAGUCUUUUCUCAGGAGGGAGCAGUUUAGGUCCGCUUCCCACAUUUGCGCUGUUUUUGAGGCAGCGAAGGGUAGAUGGCGUGACAGGAGCUUGUAACUCAUGGAGAUCGGUUUACAUGCAAUGGGUAGUAGUCCCUUAAUAAGCAUUAGUUCCCACCCCGUUGGGGUUUCUGGGGUCAAAUUGGACCCAGCAUCUCUACAGUAGUGUUUGGUCAGAAACGACCGUAGUUGGAUAUAGGAGUAGUGUGAAGUGGGAGGCAGUGAGUAUCGGAUUUGCAUCUCUUCAAAGCUAAGCAUUUUGCCCUGAUUGUACAGAUGCGUCAGGUGGGUGACACCCCGGGUCUGCCAUGGUAUGGCGUGGAAAGUGGGGAUGCAAUAUGUGAAAGACUUUAUCGGUGUUGCCAGGGAGAACCCCUUGUGGCCGCUAAACAGUGUCGCAUUUUUGUCCCAGAGCCGUAAAAGUAAAGUAGUCGAGUGUGGUGCUAGGGGCCAUUGCGGUCUGUACUUUUUUGGUAUCCAUAUCACAUCGGCCAGUGUGUGUGGGGCCACCAACUCUCGUUCUAGGAGUACCCACUGCGGUGGUGGUGUCUGGAGGAAAUGUGGGAGGGCAGUGGCGAUAACAGUUGCGUGGUAAUACGUGUGUACAUUAGGCAGUGCUAGGCCACCGUCUCGUUUGGGUGCGUUUAGUAAAUUCUGUGCCUUUCUGGGUUUGCUCCCCUUCCAUACAAAUUGAUUUAUGUCUGAUUGGACCGUUUUGAGGAAGGAUCUGGGGAGUUCUAUUGGUAGGGUACGGAACAGGUAGAGCAACCUAGGGAGGAUUGACAUUUUGAUCGUUAUAAUUCUUUCGGUCCAAGACAGAUAUAGUGGCGACCAUUUUUUGAGCAAGUUACGGCAGUUGUUCCAUGUGGACACAUAGUUUGCCGCGAAUAGUGCAGUGUGGGCCUUCGUGUAUGUAAUCCCUAGAUAUGUGAUAGUAUCAGACCUCCAUUCGAACGUAUAUUCCCGUUGGAGUUGUGUGGUAAGUUUGGUCGGUAGGGAUAUGCCUAGUGCUUGGGUCUUGGAUGUAUUGAGGGAGUAAUAGGACACCCUCCCAUAUUCCUUUAUCAGUUGCAUAACUGCUGGGAGUGUGGUGUGGAGAUGUGUCAGGUAGAGUAGAAUGUCAUCUGCAAAAGCUCCUACCUUAACCACUUUGUGGCCUAUCCUAACCCCCUGGAUUUCCUCAUUUGCUCUGAUCUCUUCCAACAAAGGUUCUAGGGCCAGGACGUAUAGCAAUGGGGAGAGUGGGCACCCUUGCCUCGUCCCAUUUGUGAUCUGAAAGGGAGAGGAGAGGAAUCCCGACUGGAGCACUUGCGCCGAAGGAUUCGCAUAGAGUGCGAAUAUUUGUCGGCACACCUGGAGCGGGACUCCAUAUGCCUCCAAUACUCCUUGGAGGAAGGGCCAGCCCAGGCGGUCGAACGCCUUUUCGGCAUCCAGCGCUAGCAGGAGACCGCCCUCUCUGGCCCCCCUGAGCUGCUGGAGGACCACCGACAGUUUCCGAGUGUUGUCCAGGCCUUGUCUACCUUUUACGAAGCCUGUUUGGUCGUCUUUGAUAAGGGAGGGUAGUAUGGGGGCAAACCGGUUUGCCAGGAUUUUUGCAUACAGUUUAGCAUCUGUGUUGAGCAGGGAGAUGGGGUGGAAGUUUUUGCAUUGGUCAGUCGGUUUUCCGGGUUUCGGCAGAGUCACUAUAGUGGCCCGCAGCAUUUCUGCCGGCAGUGCUCCCCUCUCCAUUGCCUGAUGGAAGGUUUCCAGCAGGUGUGGUGCCAAUGUUUGGGCAUACUUUUUGUAAUAGAGGUUUGAGAGCCCAUCUGCUCCGGGGGACUUGCCAUUCGGUAACUCUUUGAUAGUGUCUAAUAUCUCUUUCACUGUGAGGGGGCAUGUCAGGGUUUCGACUUGGCUACUCGAUAGUUGGGGCAGUUUGAUGCGGGCAAGAAAUGUUUUUACCUCAUCUACAGUGGGGGUAUGUGUAUCGGGGUCGUCCCUCAAGUUAUACAAUUUGGAAUAGAAUGUGGCGAACGCGUCACCAAUCUCUUGGGGUCCUAGCCUUUUUGUCCCAUCUUCCCCCAUUACGUGCGCUAUCCUAUUAGUUGCCAGUUUGUCUCGCAGUCUUGCUGCCAGGUACUUGUUGGCUUUCCCCCCCGAGUGAUAGGUAGUCGCUUUCAGUCUGUUUAAUAAGUACUCAGUUUUCGUUGCGUUUAGUGCAUGUAGUUUACGGUAGGUCUGCUGGAGUUCCGCAGCCAGAACCUUAUUUGGGUUGGUUUUAUUUCUAGCUGUCAGUGUUGCUAUUUGUUCGUGACAUCGGAGUAGAUCUUCCUGUCUCUGUCUUUUUAGGUGUGCGGCUCUCUUAAUGAAUAGGCCUCGGAUAACCGCUUUAUGUGCUAGCCAAACCGAGGUUUCUGAUACCUCUCCCCCACUAUUCAGACGGAAGAAGUGUUCUAGUUCGUCAUUUAUAAGUGUAGCAAAGGAGUCGUCAGAUAGUAGCGACUCAUUGAGCCUCCAGUUCCCUCGUCCCUUGAAUUGGAACGCGUCGUGUAGCGUGAGAUAAAUUGGGCUGUGGUCUGACCAAGCAAAUGAGCCUAUUUUACAAUCCGCCAUUUGGGCCAGAGACCUGCUAUCAACUAGGAAUGUGUCGAUGCGGGAAUAGGUGUUAUGCACCGCGGAGUGGAACGUGUAGUCCCUCUCCGUGGGGUGUGUGACCCUCCAGCCAUCGUACAGGCCGUGUUUUGAGAUCAGGGUGGUGAGCCUUUUGCAUGUGUUGGAUAGGCGUCUACCCCUAUUACGGGAUGGUGUAGCUGAUGUGUCCAGUUGUGGUGACUGGAUGAAGUUAAAAUCCCCGCACAGAAUCAGGCCUCCCUGUCGGUGGUCCUCCACAGUCUGGAGAAGUUUGUUUAAGAAAUUUGUCGAGUCGGAGUUGGGAAAAUAGGCCGUAACUAGUGUGUAUUGUGUGGCAUUAAAAAGGCCCACUAAUAUAAUAAACCUCCCUUGCGGGUCAAUGUAUUGGCUUUGGACCUCCAGAGCUAUGUCUCUGCUGAUGAGGAUUGACACCCCUUUUGUUUUGUUGGCCGACCGGGCGUGGAAUUGAGUAGGAUAGUGUUUAGCGUAUAACUUUGGUUCCGUGGAGGACUUAAAGUGAGUUUCCUGGAUGCACGCUAUAUCUAUAUGUUGUUGUCUGAGCGUCUGAAAUAGUAGGUUUCUUUUAGUCGGGGAGUUAAGCCCCUUCACGUUAUAGGAGACUAUUUUCAUAAUAGAGUGUUAGAUUUUGAGCGUGUGGUGACUCCUGGCUCCCAUAGUGAGAGCACCUAUGUAGACGUGUGAUGGACAGCAUGCAGUACAUAUUAUCACAGUACAUAUCAAUAAGAGUUGUGGUGAGGAACACAGUGUUGUAGUUGAUCGAAAUCCAACUUGGUGGGGGGAGGGGGGUGGGGGUAGAAAAAACAAGGGGGAACAUUUAAGAACAAGUUACAAAGAGCUCAAGUCUCUUGAGCUGUAAUGUGCUCAGUAAAACUGGGCACAAGUAGUGGGUGACGUGGCUAUAGGUCAGUUUGAUGUGGUAUUGACCUAGAUUGGGGGAGGUGAUAAGGAGUCGCUCAGAGGGGACCAUGGAGUGGUAGUGGCAUGGGAGUAUUGGGUUGUGAGAGACUCUGCUGCAGGAUGCUCAACCACUUUGUGUCAAUGCCCUACUCUGUCUGUGCUCUGUUAACCGGAGCAGGUGUGGAGUUUUGGGGUAUGAAUGCUAUUGGGCAGCGCCUAUUCUAGCCGUCAACUAAAUGCUGCUGCGGUGUUAUGCAUAGUAAGUGGUGCACACAACAUUAAGCAUUAUACAAGCCUAUUUCAGGGUAGCAAAUGAGCGAUGACACAACAUUAAAAUUGAAAUGGUUAGUAAAACAGUGGUCAGCAAUCAUGCAGCGUAUACUCAGCCUUCACGUUAGGCUCUGGACCAGUCCACCGACAGUCUUGGUAUCUUUUUCGCGGGUUGCACCGGUACAUCCGGUUUGGGGAGCCCCCAGUCUUCCAGCUUCUUCAAUCCUUCCUCCAUUGACGUGAUAGGGUGGUUGGAGUUGUCGUGAUGAACGAUAAGUUUCGCUGGGAAGCCCCACCGAUACGGAACCUCCUGCGCUCUCAGUGCGGUGGUGAUAGGAGCGAGUGACUUGCGGAAUUGGAGUGUGUGCGCUGACAAGUCCGCGAAAAUCUUCAGGUUUUCAUAUUGGGAGGGUAGGUUAUCUUUUCUAGCUGCUUUAACAAUCUUCUCCUUGAUGUGGAAGAAAUGCACUCUGGUGAUUACAUCUCUGGCCGUUGAAGUAGGCAGAUGCUGGGGUCUCCUGAGUCUGUGCGUUCUAUCCAGAACUACUUGAUCUGGGUGGACCUCUGGAAUCAGCUCUAGAAAAAAGGCCUGGAGGUAACUGUGUAGGGCUUCAUUUGUGAUUGAUUCAGGAAUACCUCUGAUGCGCAGAUUAUUCCUCCUAGAUCUAUCCUCCAGGUCAGCAAGUUUCAGGUUUUGUUCUUGGAUUAGUUGGUGCAUCUGGCAUAGCUGGUCAGCCAUGUUGUUGUGCGCGGAGGCAUGUUUGCUGACUGCAUUCUCUAUAUGUGAUGUGCGUAGGCCCAGGUCCUGUAUAUCUCUCUUAAGCUCACCUGCUAGUGAUUUGAGCUGCCCCUCGAUGGUGCUUUGGAUCUGCAUUGUGAAGUCUGCCAUAAAGGACUUCAUUGUGGCCAGUGUGAGGGGACUGUCCUCCAGUAGUGAGGUGGGUGAGGAGGGAGGAGAUGGAGAAACUUCCCUGGAUCCGUGGCCGCCGCCAUCUUGGAUUUCCUCGCGGCCUUGUUUCCCAUGCGCGGCUUUUGCCAUGAAGAAUAGUGUUUUGUCGGCUUUCGCCGGUCUUUUGGCGGAUCUGUGGGACAUAGCUCCGUUUUCCUCUCGGUUCGUGCCGAGAUUAAUUGUUGCAGCCCGGUUAUUUUUUCCCCUGUAUCCUGCGGCUCCCCGGAGCUCUAGCAGAGCACGUCCAUGCGGCUCGGAUGCUAGGCCACGCCCCCCCUGAAUUAUUUUUUUUAAUGGUUCAGACAAUCAUUUUAUUCUGGCCUAUAUUUAGGUCUGGCCCUCGGCACAUAAUAAUCUCACUACCCCCUUAAAAAUCCCGAACCCCGAUUAACCAAAUUACAUAAAACCAAUAUCCUGUGGGAAACUCCUUUAUUGACCUGCGCUGAAAUGCACAUCAGCCGUGUGGAUUAAUGUAUUCAGCCAUUGUGUAUAAAACAAAGCAUUACAAGAAAGGUUACUAUGUGUAUGUUUUAUUCAGGGAUGUAUUUACCACAAGGCAAACAAGGCAUUUGCCUAGGGCGGCACUUUCGGGGGGGCGCCAAAAAAUGCCACCCCAAGCUCCCAGACAAAUGCCUUGUUUGCCUCUUGUUCUGGGGCUGUUUACCUUGCUGUAAGUGAGUGUAGCUGUCAGGGUGUGUCUGUGAGUGAGAAUGGGUGUGCCUGUGAGUGUGUGUCAGUGUGUGUAUGUCAUUUUAUGUGUAUCUGAAAGUGUGUGCCUGUCAGUCAGUGAGUGGGUGUGUCAGUGUGUGUCUGUCAGUGAAAGUGUGUGUUGGUAAAACAGUGUGCCAAUGACUGUGUAUAUCAGUGCAUGUAUCAAUGAGGGCAUGUGUCUGUCAGUCAAAAAAAAUGGCCUUGACGCGAAUAGGGGGGGCAUAUUUAGAUUUUGGGGGUGUCCGAAUUUAGUCGUGCCUAGGGCAGCACAAAUCCAAAAUACACCACUGGUUUUAUUUAUAUCACAUUAGGUAUACUUAGCACUUCACAGGUUACAUUACAGUAGAGGGAGGUACAGUAAGUGCUGUACAUAUACAGUGUGUGUAUAUUUGAUUUAUAUAGCUCUAACAUGUAUACUUAGCACUUCACAGGUUACACCUGUAACCUGUAAAGGACCUGUGUGAAUAACUCUAAUACAAGAACAAAAUUUAAAAAGUACAUACAACUCACAUUGUACCGAGCUACUCUGAGCUCAGUAUAGAUGUGGAUUAUGUUAAACAUGCUUUAAUGUUUAUAUACAGUGAUAAUGGGAAGAUGGUUUAGAGACCCUUUGCUAUACUGUGACAUUGAUACUUCCAUCAAAUCCUACCCCUGAAACCAAUACUCCCCUCAUUAUAUUGAUAUCAGGCAAGAUGAUGCCAAGUCUUUAUUUACUGAGCACUGAGUGGCUCAAUUUCAUGUGAGGAAGCAUGGCAUGUUAUUAUGCCUUCUAGUUAAUCCUUUAUGGUCAGUUUACCCCUAAUUUAUCCCAGGACAUUCUUAAACCGACUCUCCAAAUUUUUUAUCAGCUUUUGAGCCAACCUCCUAUUAUUUCUUCUUUUUCUCAGUUUGUUGUUAUGUUUGUUUCUCAUUCAUGAUUAAACUUUCUAAUGUUGGCUGGCCUUUAUGAAAUGCACUUUGUGCUGGAUGUAAACAAAGAAUUCUAAAGUUAAAUAAUAAAGUCUCUCUCUGUCAGGGACGCUCCUCUUACUCGAUCCCUGGAGGUUACAUCCCACGUGACUUUAAAAUGUGUAAUAGGACUCAUAUAACGGUAUCUUUUAAUUGCUUGAACUAUUUUGAGCUGGUUUAAUACCAGAUUGAUAACAAUGCUUCUAAAGAAAUAAACCUAGUUUAAAUCUAAGUCUUUUCAUUGUCAAACAGUAAUCAAAUUGCCAAAUACCCGUUAUCUUCAUUAUAACGUGGAUCGGUUAAAACAAAUUUGUGUACAAGUCUAGUAUUUUGUUGUUUAGUUUAGUAGUCUUAGUAGUCAGUAGAGACAAAUCAGACAUUGAAGUGGAGAAAUGAAUGGUUAUGUAUAAACAGUUUCAUGCUCUGAAAAGUGCUCUAAAGCAAAAAAAGUGGAGGAAUCGUAGCAAGGAGAUAACUUUCGUGGUAUUUUACUAAAAUGAGGAUUGUUGAGAAUACCAAGUGAACUCAAAGUGAAUUUAAAAUUUAAGGCCAAAUAACUGAAUUUCAACAAUUCUCCAAAUGUUCCACUUAUUAGUUAUCAAUUUUGGCUAUUUUUUAUCUAAUACGUGAAAUUCAGUAUGAGUUCCCCUCAAUUCUCACUUUAAUGCAUAACCCUGUUUCCAUGGCUCUAGUCUUAUUUUCAAAUCCACAAUGGAACGUGGAAGCUCUAUAUCAUGAAGGUCAAUGGAGGUUAGCAGAGGUGGCCAUUUUGUUUCUGGCCUGCUGUUGCUGAAAACUAUAUCUAGAUUUGUGAAUGUUGUAAAGUUAUAUUUCACUGAACAGAUGUAAACAGACACGACUUGAGUAAGAAUGACUGUUUAAUUCUCAUGCUGCUUGUUUAGGGCAAGACGCUGAUUGCAGAUGAUAUCUUGAGAGCAUAUUUUGGGGAGGAAGCAUCUGCACGUCAAUUCAGAGCCUCCAUGCAACAGAUAGUCAAUGCCAAUGCCAACAUGGACUUCUUCAGUGGGACCCGAGACGACCCGCUGUGCCAUUUUGACUCUGAGAGAUUGUUAUCAGGAAACAGCCGCCUCCUGAGGUCCCGUGAGAAGCUCCUAGAAGCUGUGAUAGCAAAAGACUAUGAGGGGGCUCGGCAGAAACUAGGUCAAAUAUUGCACUCUCUGCAGGUAAUGCAAGAACUGUUUCUAUAUAUACCAAGAAUUCGAGACUUGUUGAGUGAGAAGUCCACAUCUUUUAUAAUUUCAUUUAAACCCAGUUUAACUAAUGAAUAUAACUUUAAAUCAUACACAAUAUGGGAUAUCUUCAUCGAAAAGGUCCUGGUAGAUGUGUAAACAUAGACAUUAUUAGACUUCUGCAUUCCAAUCACAGGUCGUUCGAACUGACCGUAACAGAAUGUUUUUUUGGCCGAACCAGUUUAUUUCACUGUGCACAAGUCUUAUCAUUGUAUUGGUGGACUGCUGUCGGCAAUCCAUAUCUAGAUUCAAUAACUUUGCAACAAUGUAAAUAAUUAAGAUUAUACACCAUCACAAUGUAAUCCUCUUUAUUCCAUUGUGUAAUCUUUGCAUUCCUCUCAGGAUUUCUACAGUCACACUAACUGGGUAGAGAUGGGAAACACGGACAUUAACACCGAUCUGGCUUCUCCAGGAAAACAAGUCAACUCUCUGGCCAGAGGUAGGAGACCGACCUUCCAUGGAACAGCUCGCCACUAACUUCUUUUCUUUACUAAUAAUUAUUUAUUACUGGUAUCUCUUUAUGUCAUCUUUGACCCUUCUCUGUCUUUUACUAUAUUUAUUUAUUUUGCUUUCUGUAUAAUUAGUUUUCUUCAAUUUAUGCUUCUUAAGUCUUCGCUUUCUCUUUAACCUCUUCUGCUUUCACCCACUUUGUUGCUCUUUCCCCCCUUCCUGUGAUGCAUGAAAUCACAUUACAUGUUUCUCCCGUAGUCAUAUGGGCUUCAUCCGACUAUUAAAGACUGCACAUUUGUGAGAUUAUUUUAUAUUCGUAACGCUUUAGUGUUGCUCUAAAUAAGGGUUAGGGUUAGGGUACUUGAUCCGUACUGCAGCAUUACGCAUUUUCACUUAUUCUUUCCGUGUCUGCCCCUUGAACCAAUCGUUCUGUCCACCCCUUUCUGUUCAAAAUCUCUGCCAACAUAGAGACUGUGGCCAUUUUGCUUCUGUAAUUACCCCACAAAAAACAUUUACGACCAGCCAGCAAAAUGCAGAGUAGGUGGCCUCCCUGCUUACACUGUGUCUCCUAUCAACCCUCAUUAUGCCUCCCCUGUUGUUAUUAUUUUCCUCUCGUCCCCUCUUUCAGCCUCCGACCAGACCUGUACGGAUUGUUCUGACAGCUUGUGCCAGAAUAACAUUGCUGACUUUAUUAAUGAAAACAAACUCCUGACAUCGGGAUACUACGGAGAGACACCCAACAAGCCUCAAGGUAAGUACCAUGCCAGAUUUAUAGGAAGAGAUGGCACCCACAAAUAUUAAAGAUGCUUCCCCAACCCUCAAUGAAAAAAAAAUAUUGUAUCACUGGUUACAUAGUAACAAUGUUUCCAGUUCCAAAAAAGAAAAGUUGAAAUUUAUGUACUUUUGGUGGCAUUUCGCUAAGCUUGCAGUACUAGGACAGAGUUUUGCCAGUUUCCCAUGUCUUUUAUUUGCACUAACUUGUUCUCUGAUUGUAGAGUCACCCAUUGCCUGCUGGACCAUGGCUGGGGUCUCCUUGUUUUGGAUUAGUAACAAGAACACUUGCAGGAGACAUCCUACUUAUGAAACACAAGCAACACUACAAGACAUGGGAUAAAUCCUAUAGAUGCAGAGACAUUAAGACGUACCAGUACUGGGACAUAAUCAGGUUUAGAAAGGAAGAACUGCAAGAAGAUGAAACACAAAGUGAAACAGAAUAACCAGAUGUUCCUUAAAUUCAGGAGAACAGAGUAUAAGCCAAAUGUCAAUGUGGUAAAAAACCCAAACUGGAGGAACAGCAUAAAUGGCCCAGGUCAAAAACAGGAAGAUAUCGUAGGCAACAAGCUAGGCUACAACACAAAAAAUAAAGCACUAAUCUCAACAUCUCUAAGGAAGAAAGUACCACAAAAAAAUAUCAUAGAAAAAAACUGGAACCAAUUUAAAUUGUACACACAGCCAGAAUGCCAGAACAAGGAUGCAAUAGUCACUUGGCCCACUAGCAUACAGAGAUUAUGGGACACAGAGCCACAGCAUUCUUCUGCAGAUUAAAAUAGGCCUUGUGUGGGGUUUUACGUGGGCUAGUGGUCCGUAAUCUCAAUUCACUCUAGGAAUGGGUGAGAUAUUUGCCAGGAAACUGUUUAAUGGGAUGUUAUAUUACAUUUACUUCUAAGCACAUAUUGCUUAAUGGAGCAUUAAGGUUUUUAUAAACAAGUUGAGAUAUGUGUGUGUGUGUGUUUGUGGUGUGUGCGUGUGUGUGGUGUGUGUGUGUUUGUAAAAAUAACUAUAGAACAAUUACUGCCAUCUUUGGAUGAAAAUUGGAAUUGUGUUUGUGAAUUUAAAUAAAUUGACACAUGCUCCUGCCUAGUUACAACAGGCAUAGGCCAAGCAUUCUUCUAGCCUUUUAAAACCAGUCAUUUGUUUUUAAAUUAAACCAGGAAAAUGUAGCCAUGGGGGUCCGUUUGAUGACAGCCGCCAUCGCAGUGCACUUGGAGGGAUCAACAAGGACACAGCCUCGUCCAUCUAUUCCCCCCACCACUUCCUUCAUCAUAAGGCAGCCACGUUGGCUCUCGAGGCUUCCAUUAACUUUCUGAGUGAGCUGAAGAUAGAUAUAACAGACAAAGAGAUGCUGAGGUGAGGUGCAUCUUAGAGAUGACGAUAACUCCAAGAGAAACCUGCCAAGUGCAAACAUGAACAUCUUUUUUUUUUUUUUUUGUUACAAGAAAUAGCUACAACUUUUGAUUUACCUGACCAGACGCAUUGAGAACUUUAUAAAUGUUAGAUUGAACUUUAACAUCACAAAUGAAAUAGCCUUGCUAAUUAUAACUUUAGUAGUGUCAGACUUACUUCCACCUUUCUGCAUAGCCUUACCAAAAUCCAGUUGAAGUCAAUGCGAUAUGCAUAUUGGAAAGAUGUAUAAAAUAUACAGGAAUUUGGACAUUUAUUACAUCUUAAUUGCCACUGAAUUUGUCCUUUUUUUUUUUCAAUUUGACAAUUUUUAUUUUUUGGGUUUGCGUGGGGUACAGAAGAGAGAAGGGUUAGGGUUGUAGCGUUAUCAUCGUCGUACAGUUCCCAUCAGUAAAGUACGUUGUUGUACAUGCUUACACAACAAUAAACAGCCUGAUUUAGCAAGAAACAACAUUAUUAAACAUCAUUGUUAAACGCCUCCGGACAAGAUUUGUGUCAGAUCUUGCCAUCUGUCUAAUGAGGUGUACGUGGAUUGGUCUGUCCUUCUGCCUCAGCUGUCUAUGCGGCCCCUUGUUCUGGGACUUCUUUAGUCUUAGUGCUCCUAGAAGCACAGCUUGGUGUGUGCAUUAAGGUUGCUAAUUGGGGGGAGGUGGUUAGAUGGGGAGAAUGGGAGGGUUUGUUACUUUCCUCGUCUAGCCCCAGAGGAUUUCUCUGGCGAGCCUCGUGAGCCCUUAGGCUCCCUUGGUUCCUUUGUGUCGCCUGUUGCGUGUUACCAGUACUUCAUCAUGCGGUCUGGCAGCUAGCGAGUGUUCUAGCUGACUCCUUUUGUUAACAUGAAUUUGUCCUUUUUGUCACCACAUCCAGAGACACUCUACCCAGCCUUUCUCAUUCCCACCACAUCCAGAGUCUUUCUCUUUUGCACCAUACCCAUCUACAUCACACUUCCCAAAUACUCUGCUCCACCAAUCUUCCUCAAACGCUACUAAAUCAAUUUUGCUUUUCCUACAUCCCCCAUAAUGUCUUACUCAGAGAAUCUUUGCUCCUCCAUGCUUGUCCCUUACACAUCCCUCAUUUAUCUACAUUCUACCACAUUCAGAGAAACUUUGUUUCCACCAUCCAUUUCCUUUCCAGGAGAUUUGCUCAGAAUCAUGGGAAAUGUAGUUUGUUACAAGCUGAGCAUUCAAAUUUAGACGUGAUUAUUACUUACGUGUUAUUACGUGUUAUUGAUCAGAUAUACACAGAAACAUCAACUUUUCUGUUCGCCUUCCCUGUGCCUCUUUCCUCCCAAAUCUGACUGUAUAUUGUUUUCAUAAAUAACUUUCCAUCAUAACCGCCAUUGUCUUCUCCCUUCCAUUCUCUCCUCCCAGGCUCCUGGGAGUCUCUUCCUUUCCAGCUCUGAGCUUUGUUGUAGAUACUACUGGCAGCAUGGGAGAGGAGAUCACAGCAGUCCGACGCCAGGCCCACAAUAUAAUUUACCGUCAGAACAUGCUUCCUCCUGACCACUUCAUUCUGGUUCCCUUCCACGACCCAGGUACAUCUCAAAUCACCAUUUUCGUUAGUUGUCUUCUUCCUUUAGCAUACAAGGGUUCCAGCUUUUAAAUAACAUGUAUGAUACAUUUUUGGUAUAUAAGUCAUAAUUAAUUUAUCUAUAUUUCUAGGUUUCUCAAUCAUCAAGUGGGUCUUUUUCCAUCUAUAAAUUGAUUUUACACUCCAUAACAUUAAUGACACUUGAACUGUAAAAUGUGGUUAGUUGUUUCGGAGUGGUGAAUGAGAACUCAAGGUGCAAUCCAAGAGCGUUGGGACCAUUCGUAGACCCCUAUUGUAGUAUGUGAUAAAAUAUUGACCUCCUUGUUGCUUUUAGGUUUUGGACCUCUUUUGGAGACCAGUAACCCUAGAGAAUUUCUAAAUCACUUGGAUUCUUUAAGUGCUCUAGGAGGGGGAGAUGAACCAGAAAUGUGUCUAUCAGCUCUGCAGGUAUCUAUCAGUCUGUCAAUCUGCCCAACUUGGCAAGAAUAUGUGGAUAUUUUUGUUCCAUUUUUGAUGUAGUUAAAAUGUAAAAAAAAUAGUCCCUACAAAAUCGGAUACUAUUUGAUGAUGUAUCUCCCUCGUGCCUGCCCUUUUACAAUAAUGCCAUUAUAUUUUCAGCUGGCUCUGAUCCACACCCCUCCUUAUUCUGAAAUCUUUGUGUUCACGGACGCUUCAUCCAAAGACAUGGAGUUGAGGAGCUCAGUGGAGGCUCUGAUCCAGGAGAGAAAGAUCAAGGUCAGAUGUCUUAGAAUAGCACAUGGAGUAGAAUGUUGAGUGGAAGUGAUUGAUGGGGAACAUGAAACCAAACUGAGACAAUAGAAAAACGCUCCAAGUCAGAGGAAGAAAUGUUUGAACUUCAGUUUGUUUAAAAUAAACUUAUUUAAUUCAUUAUGAAAUUAUUUAAUCUUAUUUUAAAAAAGCUGUUAAGAAGUUCAAAAAAAGUCUAUGAAAGUUGUAAAAUAAGUCUGUUUUCAUUUUUAUUCCCCAAAUAAUCUGUCUUUUAGAGCAGACAGGGGCUGCCGUCUUGUAAUAUCAUAUGUUAAUUUUUAUGAUCAAUCCCCAUGGCUUGAUUUAAUAAUUUGUUCUGAUUGGCUGAGUGAAAACAACAAGUUGUUAAUCAAAAUGCAGCCUUGUUUCCAAAUGGGUUAUUAUAUUUUAUUGAUAUAAAGAAUGCAGCCUCGUUUCCUAUUAUAUUUCCAUAAUAUUUUCUAUUAUAUUUUACAGAUUUUAUAAUCUAAUUCCUCAAAAAAAAAAUAGACUUUCACAUGUAUAUUCAAAUGUAUUUUCCAAAUCUAAACCAUUUCUACUAAGCUAUUACUGAACCUGUGAAUAGGUUCUGACAGUCAGAAUUAAGAGUAGGAGGACUGUUAGAGGAACUUUGCAAUUAUACAACAAAGAAUUCUUUUCUCAGGUAUCUUUCUUGAUCACUGAGGAUCCCUCCAGGACGCAGGGCCGUGGGCGUAAGAGGAGGGAACUGUUACGCCAGGACAGGUUUAAUCUCUAUUCUGAACUCGCUUUCACAUCCGGCGGACAGAUCAUCUUCUCCAACAAUGAAGACAUUAAUGCCGUGACAGACAUAAUUAAAGAGUCUUCACACUUUGAUAUUGUGAGCAAACGUAUGUAAAGGCUUGUGGUUACGUGUGUGGAGUUAGAGAUUCGGACAUCAGCAAGUAAUAGGAGUGCAGUAAGUGGCUGGGGAGCAGUAAGUGAUGGGAAUAUGGCAAGUGAUGGGGAAUCAGCAGUCUUGGGAGUACAGUAAGUGACUGGGGUGCAGUAAGUAACUGGGGUGCAGUAAGUAAUUGGAAUAUGAUAAGUGAUGGGGAUUCGGCAGUGCUGGCAGUACAGUAAGUGACUGGGGUGCAGUAAGUACUUGGAAUAUGUCAAGUGAUGGGGAAUCAGCAGUCUUGGGAGUACAGUAAGUGACUGGGGUGCAGUAAGUGGCUGGGGUGCAGUAAGUAAUUGGAAUAUGGCAAGUGAUGGGGAUUCGGCAGUGCUGGCAGUACAGUAAGUGACUGGGGUGCAGUAAGUAAUUGGAAUAUGACAAGUGAUGGGGAUUCGGCAGUGCUGGCAGUACAGUAAGUGACUGGGGUGCAGUAAGUAAUUGGAAUAUGACAAGUGAUGGGGAUUCGGCAGUGCUGGCAGUACAGUAAGUGACUGGGGUGCAGUAAGUAAUUGGAAUAUGACAAGUGAUGGGGAUUCGGCAGUGCUGCCAGUACAGUAAGUGACUGGGGUGCAGUAAGUAAUUGGAAUAUGUCAAGUGGUGGGGAUUCGGCAGUGCUGGCAGUACAGUAAGUGGCUGGGGUGCAGUAAGUGAUUGGAGAGGUGCAUUAAGAAGAAUAAACUCACACUGUGCUUUUCUUUUUUUCGAUUCAUGUAGGUGAAUCUGCUUGAUGUGAAGAGCGAGAAGAGGGGUGAAACCACCCACAUGUUCGAGAUUGAUCAUUUCAUACGUAACGUCACUCUCUUUAUAAAUGGCGAUAUCAGAGGAAUCAAUGUCUAUAACCCUGACGGUAAGAACAAAGGACCUGUGUGUUAAAAAUAUGAUCCUCAGGCCAUUCUGAGUAAUUUAACCAAUUCCUCCUCUUUAUUUCGACUAACACAAUUAUAUCAUCUGUUACUCUUUGAGUAAAGAUGGCGUAAGUGUGAGCUGUCUAUACAGAUAAAUGCUCUGAUACGGUUACACCACGCUGCUAUAAGCCAUAAUUAGCCGACCGUAAAGGAAUUAUGUACGAUUCUGUGCAAUAUAAACUACAAAACUAAAACUGCUGCCGCAAAGAUAAAGUAAAAUCUUUAAAAACCAACAUUUACAUCAAUGCGCCAAUGCGAAAAUAGCAGCGAGAUAAUGAAAAUGUCUCUACAGGAGCCUCACCAGUUUAUAUCGAUUUACAACGCUAGAUGCUUGAGGUUACUUUAUUUAGGCUUUUCUCUCUCCUACUAGGCCACAUUCAAAAUGUCAAAAACCACAGGGAAGGCUUGUUCACACGAAUAUCCCUAGAAGAUCCUCUAAUGGUGGGGAAUUGGAGCAUCGCUGUCGAAAACACGAAACCAUACACAUUGCAUGUGCAAGGUGACCGGAGUCAUUCAGCUUUCUCUAAUAUUCACGCACUAUUAUUAUUACAUCCCUUGAUUAAUUUCUCUAUCGUUAAGUCAGUUAUCCUCUAUUCACUGCUCGCUUCGUCCUUCUCUCAUUAAGGCAGAAGUCUUAUAAAACGAAUGUCCUUCAAUGUAUCUUUUUUAUCCAUUAUGUACGUUGUAUCUUCUCACAUCCUAAUCUUUCUCCUCUUCCAUCUUUCUGUCUCCCCCCUUUUCCUGUCGUGUAACUUUCUUUGUAAUCGUCUCCCUUUCUGUUACACAGGACGGAGUUCUUUUGACUUUCUGUACUAUUUUGGGUCUUUCCUGAAUGGGUCUCACCCUGGACUUUAUAAAUACACCAACCAACCAGUGGCAGGUAAGUCAUUUAAUAUACCUAGUGUCUCCAAGGCACAAUUCUCUACCUAUCUGUUCAGCACGUGUCACUUAGUACCCCUCUUCAAUUCACUAUUGUAUGGACACCAUUUUUUUUAGUGCUCGUUUCAAUAGCGAGUUCAGCUUAAGAAGUAAGUCCCUAAUAAAACGGAUUAUUCAGCCUAGCGCACUCCUGCUGCUGUGAACUGUAUAAUGUGCCUCAUUUGGCCACAUUCUAAUUUCAAAGCACCGUUACCAACCCUCAUUGCUGGAGAUUAAAGGGUCACUCUGGACCCCUAAAGUUCUUCAGCUUGCUGAAAUGCUUUAUGUGUAAAGAGUGUUUUUCUUUCUUUUUGUUCUCCUUAAUUUUACAAAAAGUGAAGAUUUCAAUAGAAAUUGACAAUUUUGUAAAUGAACCUUGUUACAGCCCCCCUGACUGUCAGUCAGAUAACCGGUCCUGUUACUUCCUGGUUUGGUUAGCUCAGUGGAGCUAAACUCAUGAUGCAGUAAUUGCCCAGAGCACCUGUCUUGUAAAGACGUCUCAUUGAGCUGCAUUAAGAAGCCUGUGAUUGGACAGCCACAGAAAGUCUGGGCGGGGUUAGAAGGGGAGCGCUUGUAAAGGAUGCAGACAAGAGAUCUACAUCUUUUGCAAGUGUUUUUAUAUAUACCCACAAUGAAAUAAUGCAUAAUUAAAAGCAUGCAAGUGUUCGUUGGGGGUAGUUGGUUUGGUGUUUAAAAUAUCCCUUUAAGUUUACUACUACUGCUACAAUUACUCAUCAAAAGCAAAUCUGUAGCUCCUGGAGCACAGCAAACCAAAAUGUAUUGUAGGUUCUUCCAACCACUGUUGGUUUUAAAAAGUGAAGUUUCUCUUCUUUUACCACCACAGGUGUUCCUUCAGUCUUGGUUGUUGAAGCCAUUGGCCUCCCAGAGGCUGCUCACCUGGACCAAGUCUCCCUGACAUUCACUCAAGGAGAGACGCAUAUGUUGCCACUGGAACCGACCAAUCAGAGCAGGCUCCUGAUUGCAGAGGUGGGACACCUGCCCAUUGGUGAGUUCAGAGUCGGGGUGACCGGCCAGGAUGGCACUGGGCAUGUACUUCACCGGGAGGCCCCACAGCAUGGGAAAGCUACGGAAUGUGUGGUGGAGGUGCGCAUGAAACCUAAUACUGCAUCCUGUGAUUGUUACAAUGUGUCUUGUACUAAUCCCUAGACUUCGCACUAAUUCUUUGCAGCUGUUAUGGACUCAUUAAAUUAUCUGUGGAGUCCUAUUUAUUGAAUAAAGAUUCCAGAGAUAAAUCCCAAAUGGACCAAUUCGUUUGGGCAUUGAUUAAGAGGAAUUUGAUUUGUUCAUAGCAGCUGAAAAAAAGUUUACUAACCACGCCAGUAGUAAUGUUGUACUAACCAUGCCAGUAGUAAUAUUGUACUAAUCACGCCAGUAUUAAUAUUGUACUAACCACACCACUAUUAAUAUUGUACUAACCACACCAGUAGUAAUAUUGUACUAACCAUGUAAGUAGUAAUAUUGUAUUAACCAGUAUUACUAUUGUAUUAACCACGCUAGUAGUAUUAACCAGUAUUACUAUUGUAUUAACCACGCCAGUAGUAAUAUUGUAUUAACCACGCCAGUAGUAAUAUUGUACUAAUCACGCCAGUAUUAAUAUUGUACUAACCAUGCCAGUAGUAAUAUUGUACUAACCAUGCCAGUAAUAAUAUUGUACUAACCAUACCAGUAGUAAUAUUGUAUUAACCAUGCCAGUAGUAAUAUUGUAUUAACCACACCAGUAGUAAUAUUGUACUAAUCACUCCAGUAGUAAUAUUGUACUAAUCACGCCAGUAUUAAUAUUGUACUAACCAUGCCAGUAAUAAUAUUGUACUAACCAUACCAGUAGUAAUAUUGUACUAACCAUACCAGUAGUAAUAUUGUACUAAUCACGCCAGUAGUAAUAUUGUACUAACCAUGCCAGUAAUAAUAUUGUACUAACGAUGCCAGUAGUAAUAUUGUACUAACCACGCCAGUAGUAAUAUUGUACUAACCAUGCCAGUAUUAAUAUUGUACUAACCACGCCAGUAGUAAUAUUGUACUAACCACGCCAGUAGUAAUAUUGUACUAACGAUGCCAGUAGUAAUAUUGUACUAACCACGCCAGUAGUAAUAUUGUACUAAUCACACCAGUAUUACUAUUGUAUUAACCAUGCCAGUAGUAAUAUUGUACUAACCACGCCAGUAGUAAUAUUGUACUAACGAUGCCAGUAGUAAUAUUGUACUAACCACGCCAGUAGUAAUAUUGUACUAACCAUGCCAGUAUUAAUAUUGUACUAACCACGCCAGUAGUAAUAUUGUACUAACCACGCCAGUAGUAAUAUUGUACUAACCACGCCAGUAUUAAUAUUGCACUAAUCAUGCCAGUAGUAAUAUUGUACUAAUCACACCAGUAUUACUAUUGUAUUAACCAUGCCAGUAGUAAUAUUGUACUAACCACGCCAGUAGUAAUAUUGUACUAACCACGCCAGUAUUAAUAUUGCACUAAUCAUGCCAGUAGUAAUAUUGUACUAAUCACACCAGUAUUACUAUUGUAUUAACCAUGCCAGUAGUAAUAUUGUACUAACCACGCCAGUAGUAAUAUUGUACUAAUCACGCCAGUAGUAAUAUUGUACUAAUCACGCCAGUAAUAUAAUAAAUCCAUAUACCCUUAAUACCCCAACUACUAUAUUUAAUAUGUUUACAAUGUAUUUUUCAUCUCAGCAUGGUCAUUGCAAACUUCAUUAAUCACACUAUCUCCACUAAUAUCCAGGAUUUGUAAUUACAUUGUCACACUGGACUGAACUAACCUUGUUAAUGAGUUUAUAUAAUAUUUUACCGCUAACUGUUUGUGAAUAUGGACUGGGACUACAUUGAUAAGAAUCCACGUCUUCCCAGACAAACUUGUAAUUAGCAUAACGUCUACAUCAACGGGAAUGUCAGAUUCUGUAGGGAGAAAUAUAACAUCUAUGUUUUCUAUAAAACGUCUUAUGUAAUUUAGGUCUAUUUCAUUCUGCAAGGUGAUUGUAGCCCAAAAUAGACAAUUCUUUUCAAUUUGACAUUUUUUUUGCUUAAAACUUGAAAUUUUCUUACAAUCCUCCAAAAUGUAAUCCAAAUAUUCGAGAGAAAAAUUCAGUUACAAUGUGAUGUCUUAUAAAAUUAUAUUAGAUUAAUGAUCAUAAGUCCAAAUUUUACUAUGGGUCAAUAAGGCACUUGGAUUUUUUUUUUAUUAUUAUUAUUAUUAGCAAAUUCCAUGAAAGGUGUUUUUUAAAAAAAAAAAAAUUAUUUGUGUAAAUUCCCUGCAUUAGCCUGAGUGCAAAAUAAAGAAGGGAUAAAAUAUAACUUUUUAUUCAGAGAACCAAAGGAGUGGAAUCAUCUGCACCUGUUAUUUAUAGAAAUAUGAAUUUGUGUUUUUAAGAUUGGUUUAUACAUUUAUAGUUAUGUAUUUUUAACCCUGUAAAGAACACUGGUUAGAUAAAUCCCUUUGUAGUGCGACAUGCCUGCCAUACCACUGGUAUGCUAAGGGUUAAAUCUUUUAGAUUUGAGGUUUUAUGGUUUUCACUCCAAUAAUUUCAAAAAAUUAUUAUUCUCAGUUCCGAUCACUGAUAUAUAUAUACAUAUAUUCUUGUAUUGGUUUUUGUGUGUGUAAAAUGUUUAUAUAAUAUAAAUAAUAAUAAUAUGAUUACUUGCCAGUAAUGGUCCUGUGUUGUCUAACGCGCCAUUAACCCUUUAAUACUCAGAUAUCCACGAUGCUUGAACAUGGCCUGGCUGAAGGCAAAAGGCACCUAAUGUCACUUAUGGUCACUAAAUACGGUUCCUCUAACUGCUACGUGGUCAGACUGAGCACCGAUAACAAAGAUUUCAAAGUGUGCACUGAUGUAAACAGGUAAGUUCUUAAAUCUCCGUCCCACCAGCAGUCAGUCUGCAUCAGGUAACGGAAUGUCUGUUUCAUCCUGUGUUUGACCUAAUUUUGUACCUUUUCCACUCCUGUUUCAUGUCCAGGACUGGUCAGUAGUUAUAGUACCAGGGGCCGAAUGUCUGUCUCUCAUUGAUUCACUUUGAUGUGUCACCAAUUAACACUACUAUAAUAACCUAACUGGUUGUAACCUGGUGUCCCUUUAACCUCCGAAAUGUAAUUAAGGAUUUACACCAGAAUGCCACCUCUCCGGCAGUGGAAAUGUCUCGGCCUUUGUUGAGGACAAUGGCCGCAGGAGAUAUUUGCGUGAUGUUGCGUUUCAAAGUAUAAAAAUCAAUGAACUGGGGAAAUUGUCUAAGGACAAACAACUCUGAUAUAAUCCUUAAUUGCUAUAAAAAUAUCCACGCCUUGCAUUCACGUUUCCAAAUUGCCAUUUCUGAUUAUGACCCGUUCAUGCCCGUUUCUGCACAGGGUCGAGUUUGGAGCUAUGGACAGCGUGAAUGCAUCAGAAUUCUGGAUCGAAGCUCCGAACACAAUGAAUACAGAUUCAAUGCUGACUGUUACAGCAACAGCCGCAAGCUGUCACGAUAAAACCAAAACUUGUUUCACCAUGCAACGGCUGCCCGUGAAAAAGAAACCAGAGGUAAAUUAGAUCUAACACCCCUCUACGCCAUCACUGGUAUUUAACAUGUUCCACUGCAUUCUAACGCUGAUAUAUAUACAUAACAAAGCUAAAAAAGCAUAUAAAAAAAACUGAGGUCUUUGACAUGUGUAAAUUAAAACCGGAAAACAAAUUAUAUUUACUUUCCGCACAUAUUACUUUGAUUUAUUAUGAAUGAUUUAUUUUUGCGAACACUUUAUCAACAUGCAGAUAUCAGCCCUGUGCUCCAACUCCCGCUACUCGUAGGCUGCAACAAUGUCUACAGUAUUCGUCAGCCUCAAUAUAUAAAUAAACGUUACGCCUACAUUGUGUAAGCAAAUCCCCAUCUUUGUUUGUUAAGAUAGGUGAUUUUAAGUAACCCUGUAAAAUGUAAUAGUAUUUUUGUGUGUCUGCCGUUUCUUAAUCUGUAUUUUAAAUAUUUAACCAAUACAGAGAACUUUUAUAUAUUUUUUUAUAUAUUUGGGCUGAUGGGUAGUAUAUCCUAACUUCCUCCAUGCACUUCCUUUAUCCUAACAUCCUCCAUGCACUUCCUCUAUCCUAACUUCCUCCAUGCACUUUCAUUUAUCCUAAUGUCCUCCAUGCACUUACGCUAUCCUAACUUCCUCCAUGCACUUCCUUUAUCCUAAUGUCCUCCAUGCACUUCCUUUAUCCUAACGUCCUCCAUGCACUUCCUCUAUCCUAAUUUCCUCCAUGCACUUCCUUUAUCCUAACAUCCUCCAUGAACUUCCUCUAUCCUAACUUCCUCCAUGCACUUCCUUUAUCCUAAUGUCCUCCAUGCACUUCCUUUAUCUGAACGUCCUCCAUGCACUUCCUCUAUCCUAAUUUCCUCCAUGCACUUCCUAAACAUUUUGUUUCCAUUGUUCACAUCUAACUUCCUAUAAACACCUCACUAACUCCCUAUGUCUACUUUCCCUGCCUUCUCGAUAUCCUAUGUCCACUUCCUCUUUCUUCUUUGAUUUCCUGUGUCCCCUUACUCUGCAUACUUUGACUUAUGGAUUCCAUCCACUCUUAUUACCUGUUUGAUUUACUCCUGUCUAACUCACUUUGAGAACUUCCUACGCUUAUUCCGUGUGAUCAUAAUUGCCCCUCUCUUUUCGUCGAUCCAUUUAAUCUUGCCCCUGUACUUUUCCCCUAAAUUAAUUUUCCCACAACUCAUAAAUUAUUCUCCGUUCUCUUUGAUCUUCCUUUUUCGCCUUUUCCUCUUUAAUUUUCUUUUUCACUCUUCUUCCUUUUUCUUCCCUCUGGUAUUCUUAGGCAAUUCCCCUGAUUUUCCCAAAUUGUACCAUCCUUUCUUACGCUGGCAUAUGUCCACUCUCUGAGCUUCCAAACCCGUGCAAGCAGCACCCCUGGAGUGUCACCUUCCUAGGACUGCAUUCUGACGGCAUUGAAUCGGUUCGAGUUCUACACGGCGCAGGUUCUGUCCUGCAUGAGACAGAUGGGAUUUAUGAACAUAUUCAUUUCACAUCAGACUGCUGCUCAAAGGAAGUGGAACUUCUGCUAAUCUCCUACACGAAAACGAGUGGCUAUUGCCAUGCACGUGCCCUUUCUGCUUCCGCACAGCCGAGUCAAGACAAACUCAUGGUGUUUUUGGUUGGCAUAAUAUUUAUAUGGAUUAACUCUUGGUAGAGAUAUAUAACCCCAUUUUUGGACUGAUUUGGCAUUUCGAACAAUGGCUAUUUCAAUAUUUUGGUUCGGAAGAAGCUCGUACACGUCUUUCAGUCAUCUUGGAUUGUAGACAGAAGAAAACCCAUAUAUUGACGUGGAUCUAUACAGCCAAAAGAACAACUCGAGAGAGAGAGAGAGAGAUUUCUGAAUAUUUAACAUUCUAAACUCAGAAGCACAAAAUACCUUUUUCCGUACAUGUGUGAUUGGACUGCUGCACAUCAUUGACCACAAACGGUGUGAUAAUUAAUUUCUGUAUCAUGAGACCGAGUGACAGCAAAUCUCUACUGUUGAUGUUUGUAAUAAAUAAUAUAAAAUUAUGUGUGAAUGCAUGUGAAUGUGUAGAUACUGUGCUUCUUGUCGAUGCAUUUUAAAAAAUAUACAUAUUUGUGGUUGUUGUUUAAUAAAAUUUAUUUAAAUUUUCUUGUCACUAAAUUAAGCACUUAAAGGAACACUCCAGAACCCUAAAGCACUUUAGCUAGCUGAAAAGUUUUAUGUGUGAAGAGUGUCUUUUGGAUAAAGCGUAGAUUUCAAUAAAAAUUGACACAUUUUUAUAAAUUAUAUUGGUUUCACCCACUGGCUUUUCGAGGUGACUACAGGUCCUGUUACUUCCUGGUUUAGUUACAUUAUUUGUACUGAAAUCAAGAGGCAGCAAUUGUCCAGAGCACCUGCCUUGCAAAGACAUCUCAUUGAGCUGCAUUGUGAAAUCUGUGAUUGGACAGCCACAGAAAGUCUGGGCGGGGUUAGAAGGGGAGGGCUUGUAAGGGCUGCAGACCAGAGAUCUUCAGUUUUUACAAUCUGUGUUUAAAUAAACCACCAAUUAAAUAAUGCAUAAUUAACGUAUGGAUGUUUUCAUUUAGAGUAUAUCUACUAAACAGUGAUUUUUAUUUAUUUUGUAUUUAGGCAGUGGAGUGUCCCUUUAAGGGGAGAAGAGAGUCAACAUGUAUUAUUAUUAUUAAAACAUUAUAUAGAUAAAACAUCUAUUAAAUAAAUAAUACAAAUAAGUUAAACUAAAAUAAAAAGUGGAUGUGUGCUAUUGCUCUAUAAACAGUCAUAUUGCAGCGGCUAACAGCACGCACUUAUAGUCUUUCUCAUACAGCGCUACACAGUGAAUAAAAGCUGUUACAGAUUAGAAUUUGAGUAAAGAUUUUUUGUUACUAAAAAAACCCAGCAAAUAAACUACGUGUAAAGUGUGUGUGAAGAAAAUGAAACAAUA